Diversispora eburnea is the source of this 390-nucleotide messenger RNA. Lineage: Eukaryota; Fungi; Glomeromycota; Glomeromycetes; Diversisporales; Diversisporaceae. The record is from the annotation of a GenBank genome assembly.
AUGAAAUCAUCUCUUAUAAUUCUCUUCACACUCGCUGUUUUCUUAUUAGCCUCAUUAUCUGAAGCCAAAGAAUGUAUCCGUGGGUUGAACGCUAAAGAUGCAGAAGACCUUCAAAAGAAAUUUAAAUCAUUCACCAAGAAUACUCCAUGUAAACCUGACGAAACCGCUUGUAUUGGUACGGCAUUUGCCAAAUGUUUCUCUACGGGGACUAAAAAUGAAUGGUCUAUUCAACCAUGUGCGGGCGGUUUAAAAUGUGCAGUUCUUCCAUUGGUAUUGAAACGCGGUACUUCAAUCACUUGUGAUACUGAAGAAGAUCGAGUAGCUCGUAUUAAAGAUGCUAAGGAUUCUUGCAAACCAAAGAAAAGAGGAUAUCCCCCAUCUUUAUAUUAG